Molecule: messenger RNA, 2326 nt
Organism: Mizuhopecten yessoensis (Yesso scallop)
Lineage: Eukaryota; Metazoa; Mollusca; Bivalvia; Pectinida; Pectinidae
Product: peptidase inhibitor 16-like
Exons: 8
Coding region: 78-656 (192 amino acids)
Cellular component (GO): extracellular region
Source: RefSeq, a predicted model, not a curated record
UGAAAGCAUCAGCAGCCCAGAAAACCGAAUUUGUGGAAGCACACAAUUAUUUCCGAGCAAAGGAGAGGGCUAAAGACAUGCAAGCGAUGACUUGGAGUAGAUCCCUGAAGAACAACGCAGCUGACUGGGCAGACGAGUGUUUAUGGAAACACAGCUCCUACUCCGACCGGACCGUUCCAUGGAAGGGUCAGUCCACGGCCGCUUAUGUCGGGGAAAACCUAUUUAUGACCACAGCAAAAACAUUGAAUAUCACAAAGAUCGUUAACAGCUGGUACGUCGAGAAGAAUGACUACAACAUCAUAACUGGAUCGUGUACUUCCGGGAAAGAGUGCGGUCACUACACACAGGUUGUGUGGUCUAAAUCUGACAAGCUGGGCUGUUCUAUGGAGAGAUGUCAACCCCUCCGUAAAAUCGAGGACGGAAAAAAAGUGGUAAUGAAGUCCUUGGCCUGGCUUGUUGUCUGUCAGUACGGACCAGGGGGUAACGUAGGGAGUACCAAGCCCUACGUAAGAGGAACUCGCUGUUCAGGAUGUCCGUCGCACACCACAUGUGACUCCUCCAGGAAACUGUGUGUUAUCUCCGACAGGCGCAGAGAACUGGAGCUCCUCCUGGAUGCUUUAUAUCCAGACUUUGAAGAAAACAGUAACGGAGAUUGAUCAAAUUAUGUGGAGAAAAUAUUAUCAAAGAACUUUUUAUACAAUUUAAGAAUCAAGUCCCAUUUUUGGUCAAAUAAAUAUUUAUUAUUGUCAUUAAAAAGUAAUUGAUAAACAAGAUUAAUUUCAAAGUCACAAAGCAACCGACCUUGUACACAUAUAAAUAUUAGCAUAUUGUGCAUGCUCAUGUAACCACUGACAUACAAAUAAAGCAUCUUGUAAAGACUUCAACAAAAACGUAUGUUGUAUGUAAUAAAUAUAUAUACAUGUAAACUAAAACGACAGACGACAGACGGCAGGAUUAACAAACAGAGGGCACUCAGGGCAGUGAUACAACCACCCCUCUCUACAGGCAAUAUUGGUAUACAGGUUUUCAUAUGAUCAUUUCUUGGAAAAUUAUUUGUUAUACAGCACAUGAUGGAACUGAUGCAAACUUUGUUCAAAUUCAAAUUUUAACUUUUAAGUUUUUCCAUUUUUAUCGCCAUGCUAUCAUGUGCAGUAUUUUUUGUUUGAUGAAAAGUUUUGGUUCCAUUUUUGCAAAUUCAUCAUCAAGCAAGCAAACACAAAAUAAGGUGUUUAUGAAAAAUACCUGUUAUACAGAAUAAAGCACGUAUAUUUUCACCUCAGUUUGUGGGAACAAUAAAUCAGAUCCAUGUCUCAUGUAAAUAUUUAUCCAGAGAUACUUAGACGAGAUGUGUUAUUGUACAUGUCACAAAAUAAUUAAAACUGUUAAAAUGAUUAUGACGAUCAUUUCAACCAGUAUGCCUGGUAUCACGAAAACUGAACUCCAAGAAUCAUGUUCUUAAUUUAUAUAUUUUACUGUUACACAUUUUGAUUAUCUUCAAUUCAUUCAGUGUAUCCUGUUACUUAAACAAUUAAUAUUUAGGAAGUAAUCGCCCUUAAGAAGAUUGAAAGAUUUCUUUAAGUAAUGAAGUUUUGUGAUCAAGGGCUGUGCUCUGACUUGUCAGAAAGUGUCUGGCACAUUUCAACAUUAAUCUCAGCAGAAAACGUGGCUUGUCACAAGAAGAACAAGAACAAAAAUAAAGGUGAAAGGUAACAUGUUUUUAAACACAGACAUAAACUAUAUUAUACCACAUGUCAAACCUCACGCAAGAUUGGGACAAUAUGACUACCAUAAGUCUAAACUUGCGUCCAUUGAAUACAAUGUAUUGUAAUUCGCACACAACUCAAUCAAUUUGUCUACCUUGCACCUAAACUUGUGUCAUAGAACAAAGUGCUUUACACAUAAUUUUGGCUUUUUGACUAAUAAACAUCUAAACCUGCAUCACAAAUCAUUGUUAAUACACACACAACUCACUCACUUCACAUAGACCUAUCACAGAGAAAGAGGAAUGUCUUCAUCGCUUGUUAUUAUGUAAUAAAGAAGAAAACAAACAGCUAUCAAGGAGGAAGCUCUGCAUAUAAUAAACAUCACUGGAAAUGAGUUUGUCUUGUUCAAAAGUAAAUAACAUAACAGGUGACAUACCCAUAUCACCCAUCCAAUGUCGGGAUGUAAAUAAGAUUAUAAAUAGGAUUCAUAUGUUCCUAUACCAGUUUACUCCUCCUGUACAUUAUGAAAGAAAUUCUUACAAAAGACUAUCAUACCACCCACACAUUUUUAUAUAUACGUUACUUCUGCCCUCCUGUACAAGUUAGUCCAUAAUUGCCCUUAA